AUGGAGGACGGCUUGAUCUCGCCGUUACUGCGCUCGGAUAGUCGCAUGGGUCCCAUCCUCCCGUCGCAUCACGUUCCCUGCGAUGACAGCACGUCGCACGUGUCGCAUCAUCCCGCCAUGAUAGUGGCGCUGGACGUGGGCCCCGAGGUGCCGUGGGUGGGAGUGUCCCCCUGGGACGGGCUGCAGCUGGGCGACCUCGUCGCGCCCUUCUUCCUCUUCGCCUCGGGCGCUGCAGCGGCGCUCACCUUCAGAGCCGUGCACAGCCGCACUGCCUCCGUGCAUAGGAUUCUCAGACGCGCCUGCUGCCUCUUUCUCCUUGGCCUCUUCCUUGAAGGUGGCUUCCUGCACAGAACAGGGGACCUGAGUUUCGGCAUCAGUCUGACGCGCAUGCGCAUCUGCGGCACGCUGCAGCGCAUAGCCAUUGCGUACACGGUGGUAGCACUGGCGCAGGUGCUGCUGUCCGCACCCAAGGAUAGCCACACAGAGGGAUAUGGAGAGGGGCUUUCCGGCUUGUUAUCCUUCUCCCUCCUCACCUGGCAGGCGUCGCUCAUGCUAGCAGCCAUCUACCUCGCGCUCACCUUCCUCCUCUUCGUGCCUGACUGGACCUUCACUCCCCCCACCUCCUCCUCCCUCUCUGCCGUCAACUCAACCUUCCUUCCCCACGCUAUGUCACCUGCCAACAGCACGUCUCAAAACCUACUGGUGGUGUGCUCCCGCUCUGGAGACCUCUCCCCUGCCUGCAGUGCUGCGGGCUACAUCGACCGCUUGCUGCUCACCACCAAUCACCUCCUCGCCUCGCCUCCCUACACCCACCUGCCCGAGUGCGGUGUUCCCUCCACUCCGUUUUCGCCUCCCUCACUCCUCGCCCUCCCAUCCUCUGGCGACCAGGCACCCCCUGUGUGGUGUGCUGCACCCUUCGAGCCCAUGGGGCUGCUCAGCACACUGGGCGCCACGCUCACUGCCUUCAUGGGCUUGCACCUGGGCCACAUCAUCACCAGCUUUCAGAGCCAUGCAGCGCGCAUCUUCAACUGUCUCCUCUUCUCUGCUCUCCUCAUGGCGGCCGGUUUCCUCCUCCAGUUCCCCUUCUCCUUCUCCCUCCACCACGCCAUCCCCCAUGCAAACAUCCCCGAGUGGCUGGACAUAUCCUACCCUGCUCCUCACAGGCUGAAUCUGGUUCUCUACGAUAAAGGCCCGUCAACGAACCUGCUGCAUGUCACGCUGGUCAUCACAGCAACCAUCUGCUGCUGGCUCUCGUGGGCGAUUGUGUACAUGGCACAGAUGCAUCCCCUUGUGGUGCCUAUACUCAAGGCGGAAGGAGAAUAA
This is a messenger RNA of Closterium sp. Naga37s-1, 1323 nucleotides long. NCBI's taxonomy places the organism in Eukaryota, Viridiplantae, Streptophyta, Zygnematophyceae, Desmidiales, Closteriaceae. The record is from the annotation of a GenBank genome assembly.